CCGAGCGCGCCUCUGAGGGACGGCGCCCGGCGGGAGGGAGCGGGGAGGUGGCCCCCAGCCCCGCGGAGGCGGCGGGAGUGAUGGGACCGGCCCCGCCACCUGCCUGACGGCUCCCGGAGAAGCCGCCGCCGCGGGGAGCUGACCAGCAUUCAGAAUGGCAGGCUUGUCCACUUUAAUCCUUCUUUUGUGUGCUGCUAAAGAUGUGGUGCCCUCCAGUUCUCACUGGAAGCCAACUUGGCCAUCUUACAGAGUUCCAGUUAUCCUGCCACAGUCUACCCUUAACUUGGACAAACCACAGUUUGAUGCUGAAGCCAGACUGGAAGUGGUGUCUCCCUGUGGUCCAGCAUGCCACAAAAGUUCUCCACUGCCAACUUAUGAAGAAGUGAAGAACUACUUGUCCUAUGAAACCUUGUAUGCUAAUGGUAGCCUCACUGAAACUGAAGUGGGCAUAUAUAUUCUGAGCAGCAGUGGUGGUGGGUCUCAAGGCAAAUCUCGAACUAAGAGGCAGAUCUAUGGCUAUGACAGCAGGUUUAGCAUUUUUGGGAAAGACUUCUUGUUGAAUUACCCAUUCUCCACAUCGGUGAAGCUAUCUACAGGUUGCACAGGGACGCUAGUGGCUGAAAAACAUGUUCUUACUGCUGCUCAUUGCAUCCACGAUGGCAAGAGUUAUGUCAAAGGAGCUCAGAAACUGCGGGUGGGGUUCCUAAAGCCCAAACUGAAGGAUGGCAGCAAAGGGGCCAAUAUCACUAACUCAGCAAUGCCUGAGAAAAUGAAAUUCCAGUGGAUCCGAGUGAAACGGACACACGUCCCCAAGGGAUGGAUCAAGGGCAAUGCCAAUGACAUUGGUAUGGAUUAUGACUACGCCCUGCUGGAGUUGAAGAAGCCUCAUAAAAGAAAGUUUAUGAAGAUAGGUGUGAGCCCACCAGCAAGGCACUUGCCUGGAGGGAGGAUUCACUUCUCUGGCUAUGACAACGACCGUCCAGGAAACCUGGUUUACCGUUUCUGUGAUGUCAAAGAUGAAACAUAUGACCUCUUGUACCAGCAGUGCGAUGCCCAGCCGGGCGCGAGUGGAUCUGGGGUGUAUGUGAGGAUGUGGAAGAGGCAGGAUAACAAAUGGGAGCGUAAAAUUAUUGGAAUAUUUUCAGGCCAUCAGUGGGUGGACAUGAAUGGCACCCCACAGGAUUUCAAUGUAGCUGUACGCAUCACACCCCUCAAAUAUGCACAGAUCUGUUACUGGAUCAAGGGCAACUACCUUGACUGCAGGGAAGGAUAAAGACAAUGCAACUCCUUGAAAGCACUUAAUGACUGCAUUUAAUUACUCAUCUGGGGAAAGGGGAGAUUUCUGCUGCAAAUGUGUGUGAUACAAUCUUGUAACAACGGGAUAUGAUCUAUAGCUGUUCAGGCAAGCCACCUUGUUCUUGGGACAGGGGCUGUAGGGUGCUGUCAUUGCAGCUCAAAACUGGGGAGAAAGGAACGUCUGCUGGGUGGGGAAGGAGCAGGUGGACUUGCUGAAUUUGCAGCUGAGCAACUGAAGAAUAAUUAGGGGCGGAUCAGUAAACAGUAUGAAAUCAGAACUGUCUCCAGAGAAUCUUGUAAAAGGGACACUGUUGACUAUAUCAUGCCUACAAUGUUUGUUUUAAUAAAUCCUAGGAUUAGUAGAAAUGCUUUGAUCUGAACUUUUAAAAGAAAAUAUUUCUAUGCUGGUGGGAUCUGAAGAGGGGCAUUUGAUGGUGUUUGCAACCCAAACAUUGCAGCUUUGUGUUCCUGCAUGAGAAAGGGAGUGUGAAAAGGGCAAGGCAUGUGCUGUGGGAGAUGACUGCCACACAAAUUGCAUGGAGGGUAAAUAACUGCAUAACACUUCUAACCUUCUUUUGGCCUGAGUGAUUUCAGACUUUAUCAGUAACAUAGUUAAGAAAAAAGCUUUUUGAGUAAACAGACCUUGAUGUUGCAAGGACCUGUCUGUGAAGAUGUUGGUCAUAUGAGCAAUGCCAUUGCAUCCUGCUGUGGGAAACACAAAUCACACAUGGGCUUAAAUCUUUAUAGCAGCUGGGGCAUUGCUUUACACCUGGAAGGAUCCCUAUGAACAUGCUAUUACAAAAAUCAUAUGGGGGCAGAGAUUUCUUUUCUUUAGAACUUCUUAAUAAAAUCUUGUGUCAGCAACUCGGAUUUUCAGAAUGCAAAUCUGUCUUUAGUCUUUCUGGCCGUCUGAAUUGCUGCCUGCAGAGCAGGACAAGGGUUUUACUGAGCUCCCUCCAUCUCACUGAAGAUUCGUGCUAAAAAUACCCUAGGUGGAGGGACCCUGGAUUUAUAAGUGUCUCUCUGUCAUAUCCCUUUGACAGUUUAAUUUGUAUGGCACCUUGACUUCCAUUUCUUCUGUUGUUUGGGUCAGGAAUCCUCAUCCUCAUCAAAUUGUUGAGUUACAAAUGAUUGCUGGCAAAUGCACAUUGAAGCUGGAAUAGAGCCACAUUAUAGGAUGUAAUCUGAAUUUGCUAUGACAUGAUUCUCUGCUGUCUCUUACAGAUAAUGGUGACUUACUUUUUUACCAGAGCAGAAUUGAAUAUUAAAACAAGAACUGUCUUUCAUAGGUAAAAUCAGUGCAGCCAAAUACUUGUAGCUCAGCAAACAGCAUUGGGAAGUCAAUGUGGUUUGUACAAUGUUUCUCAGGUGGAUUUUGCCACUGUAUUGCAGUAAUGUGGUUAAGUACGUGCUGACAUGCCAAUGUUAUUCUUUUAAAUAGGAUGACAGACACUGACUCCAGUUCCAGUUUCUCUUCCAUCCACCUCUCCCUGUCUCCUGAGCCUCACGAAGUUGCCCAUGGCUCUUGUUGUUGUAGGGCAAAUGCCAGUCCCUGGUGUGAAAUGGCAAAGCUGGGAAGGAUUGAAUUUAAGCAGAGCUUCCCUUUGCUAUACAAGGAAAACAUUAAUUCAGCUAUGACUUUCUUACACUCUACUAAUUACUAUGGCAUUUGUAAACAUAUGCCUGAUGGUGCUUUAUAUUUGUGAUGGCUUUAGCUCUAGUUUGGAAAAACAUUUUUUGCUAGAGCUGCCUAUGAUUAUUAUUUUUAUAGGUGCAGUAUACAAAAACGUGGACCCUCAUGGGCUUUUGGUGCACUCAGAUACAAACAGUUACUAAUGCUUUGAAAUAUGAAUAAUCACCAUAUGUAUCUGAUGGUCUUUUUCUGCCUUUUUAUUUUAAUUUCCUUUACUUUAUGGCUGUUAUCUGGAGCACUUUUGUUUGAAUGUAUCACAGUGAAUAAAGAAAAGUUAUGGAAUUUCAA
This is a messenger RNA of Calypte anna (Anna's hummingbird), 3277 nucleotides long. RefSeq names its product serine protease 23 (gene PRSS23). Gene Ontology annotation, molecular function: serine-type endopeptidase activity. The transcript has 2 exons. Bases 155 to 1273 code for a protein of 372 amino acids. Gene Ontology annotation, biological process: proteolysis. The record is from RefSeq and is a predicted model, not a curated record. Lineage: Eukaryota; Metazoa; Chordata; Aves; Apodiformes; Trochilidae.